Molecule: messenger RNA, 2213 nt
Organism: Drosophila rhopaloa
Lineage: Eukaryota; Metazoa; Arthropoda; Insecta; Diptera; Drosophilidae
Product: nose resistant to fluoxetine protein 6
Exons: 8
Coding region: 40-2109 (689 amino acids)
Molecular function (GO): acyltransferase activity, transferring groups other than amino-acyl groups
Source: RefSeq, a predicted model, not a curated record
CUGCGCGGCUCGAGCUCAUCGCUCUCUAUUCCGACGAGGAUGCUCCUGAUCCUGUCGCUGAUCCUUGGCCUUGGUCUAUCCACUGCCGAGGGAUAUAGUUCAAAGGAUCUGCUAACUUGGAUGCAGGCCAGUAAUUUUGGCUACCAGGUGCUGCAGCAGGCCUUGAAUGACAACCAAUCUGCGACGGCAUCGGAGAUGUCCUGUCUGGCGGAGGUUCGCUUGCUCCUUCAAGGAGCCGAGGGCAAGUCCUUGCCAGCUUUGCGGGUUCUGGAUGCCUGGGGAAAGUUCCCACAAGGCCUUCUUUAUGGUCACUUUAUGGACAUGGGCAACUAUGAAUCCUGCCUGAGUCUUGACUUAAACAAAAGCCUGGGCAGCAGUAUUACCAUAAAAGCCGAAGCCAAGUAUUGUCUUAGCCGCAUUCAAUUUGAGAGUCUGUUGCUGGAAGCAGCAGGUGCAGAUGCCCUUACUUUGAGCAUUGGCACCUGUAUACCCUCAUCUUGUAGUGCUGCACAGCUUAGCCGAUGGCUACAAGGACAUCUGCAGGACAUGUUCGGAGAGAACUCCACAGGAACUACUUUGGUGCAGGAACAGGACUGUGCUUUGAGCCACAAAGAGCCCAUGAAUGGACUAGAUUGGUUUGCUGUUUCCAUUCUUAUCUUAUUGUGCACUUUGGUUCUUCUGGCCACCAUUUUGGAUUAUGGCGAAGUUUCGAUCAAGCUACUGGGAACCUUUUCUCUUCGCCGAAAUCUGCCUCAACUGCUCAAGACCUCGAGCACGCCCUCGCCUCGUGUAAUUCCUUGUCUAAAUGGAAUUCGCUGCUUGACCAUUAUCUGGAUUAUUCUUGGCCAUGGCUAUAUGUACCUCCUUUUGGCGCCCAAUAUCAAUUCCUAUGACAUUGUGGCCUGGGCUAAGACACCCUUCUCUAUGGUGAUGCAAAGUGGAUCUACCUCAGUGGACACAUUUUUCCUACUUAGUGGUCUGCUUUUGGUUUUAACCACACUUCGCGAAUUGGAGCGAACUAAAGGUCGUCUCCAUGUCCCACUGAUGUACCUGCAUCGCCUGGUGCGACUGACUCCUGUUUUGGCUUUGGCGGUCCUCAUUUUCAUGACACUUUUUCCCCGUUUGGACAGUGGUCCUUUGUGGAAGCAGUUCACCAGCUCAUCAGAACUCUGCAGCGAUACUUGGUGGGCCACUUUGCUCUAUGUCCAAAACUACGCCGCUCCAGGAAGAAUGUGCUUAGGACAUUCCUGGUAUUUGGCAGUAGACAUGCAACUGUAUAUCAUCUCCCCUCUUUUGCUAAUCGCCCUCUAUAAAUGGGGUAAAAAAGCCUUUGGAGGCAUUGUUCUUUUGAUUCUGCUACUUUUUGGCUGCGUCUUUAGCAUAGUUAUGCUGCGGGAAUUGAAGGUGUUCGACCGUCAUGGAAACCUAGGUGGCGAUAGCCCCGAAAUGCGGCUCAUCUACUACACCACUCAUGCCAGAGCCACUCCUUGGUUGAUUGGACUCCUCUUCGGUUACUUUUUGCACCACCAGGGUGGAAGAAAGAGCCGCCUGCCAAAGUGGUUGGCUUUUCUAUUAUGGAUCCUGUCCCUCUCCUUGGUGGCCACUGUGAUCUUUGCCGUGUAUCCUUACACCCAGGACGGAGUGGAGGAUAUAAGCCCGCUGGCUGGAGCCUUUUAUCUGUGCUGCAGUAGGAUUGCCUGGCCUUUGGCCUUGUGUUGGAUCAUCUGGGCCUGCCAGAAUGGAUUGGCUCCCAUUAUAAAUGACUUUCUAAGCUGGACAUUCUGGCAGCCCCUCUCCAAGAUUUCCUACUGCCUUUAUAUUUGGCAUCUUUUGGUGGAAACAGUUCACAUAGCGCGGAUCAAGACCAGUCUGCACUUCUCCGACUACGAUGCUAUCCUACGCUUCUGGUCGGACUUUGGCAUUACCUUACUCGUCUCCUUGUUCAUGCAUUUGUUUGUGGAGGUACCACUGGGACGCCUCGAAUUGGAAUUGCUACGCAGUCGCAAAAAGCCGGAAGUCAAAUCUCAACCUCCAGAGGCAGAUAAUUCCAGUCAACUUACCGCUAUUCCAGUCACUAGUAUUUCCCGCCAGAAUUUAGUCGACCCCUAAACAAAGAUUUUAUAAUUGUUAUGUUUAAAACGAUGUACAUAGUUAUCAACUAAGUUGCACUGCCGAUUACCGAUGUAAAUGUGAUUAUAAAUUGUGAUUAUAAA